CAAAGCUUCACCCAUUUUCAGAACCUUCAUCAAUGGCGAAUGUACGUGACGAGUUCGGCAACCCGGUCCAGCUGACCGACGAGCGAGGGAACCCGGUUCAGCUGACUGACGAAUUCGGCAACCCCGUGCAACUCACUGGAGUUGCCACCACUGGGUCCCAUCCCGUUGGGAACCCGGUUCAGAUGAGUGAGGAAUUCGGCAACCCCAUGCACCCGACCGGAGUUUCCACCACUGGGUCCAAGCCCGUUGAGAACCCGGUUCAGAUGAAUGAGGAAUUGGGCAACCCCAUGCACCCCACCGGAGUUGCCACCACUGGGUCCAAGCCCGUGUCCAGUGGCGGGGACGUUGUUGGCAGGACGCAGCCCCUUAGGGAAGGCCAUGAUGCCUCGCUGGCUCGUUCUAGCAGCUCCAGCUCUAGCUCGUCGGAGGACGACGGGCAAGGUGGGAGGAGGAGGAAGAAGAAGGGGUUGACGCAGAAGAUAAAGGAGAAGUUAACAGGAAAACACAAGGAGGCAGGGACGACAACGACGGGGGCGGGGCAUCACCAGAGCACCACCGUGACAUCGACGGUGGACGUCGAACACCAAGAACAUGGGAAGAAGGGGGUUCUUGAGAAGAUCAAAGAGAAACUUCCUGGCCACCAUUAGUCCACAAAUCUGUGUUGUGUUUGUAUGAAUGAUAUGAUGUGUUUUUAUGGAUUUCGGUGUGGAUAUGUUUCCAACUAUCUUGGAAGUGUGUGGUUUUCUGUCGAAUUUAAUUUGUAGAACUCCUUUUUGUAUAUAUUUUUUAAUUUUAAUUUCUGGUU
Messenger RNA from Cucurbita maxima (winter squash), 805 nucleotides. RefSeq names its product late embryogenesis abundant protein-like. Bases 33 to 647 code for a protein of 204 amino acids. Gene Ontology annotation, biological process: response to water. The record is from RefSeq and is a predicted model, not a curated record. Lineage: Eukaryota; Viridiplantae; Streptophyta; Magnoliopsida; Cucurbitales; Cucurbitaceae. The transcript is spliced from 2 exons.